UUCUACUUUAAAGACCCAAUUUAAUGGCUAUUCGAGCAGUAGAAUAUAGAGGAAUUUCAAGUAUUCUUGUCGAUUGAAGCCUGAUCCUCUGUGAAAUAAAUUGGGUAUUGGAUUGGACAAGCAAAAAAAAAAGGGAUGACAUUUUUUCCCGAUUUCGAUUUGAUUGUAUCGAAUUCGGUCCUAUUCUGGUGGGAAUUCUGCGCUUCCCGUGGAUGUUGGUGCUAGGAGGAGCACAGUGACGGCAUUUGAGAUGGAAGCAUUAAAGGCUAUAAAUAAAUCAAAUUACUGUUCCUGAUAUAGCUUUAAGGCAGAAUCUGAAUUGCUGACACUGCCAAAGGGUGAAAGUGGACUGUGCCAGCGAAGGAAAUAUGCGAAAAGGGUUGGAUUCUAGUUCGACGUGCGGCCCGUUUCUGACAUCAAGCGAGUGCAAGUUUAACGAGCUGCAUUGGAGUGCUCUUGCGCUAAAUGUAAUAAAUUAAAAUUCAAUUAUGAUGAGACAGAUUGACGCUCGAGUGGGUGAAGAGGAAAAUCGAUUUGUGCUCGGACUCCGACUCCGUUACAGAUUCGAACCAUCCGAACUUUGGGAUGGAAGAUGAAUGAAAAUUGCCACACUUGAAAAAAAAAAGGAUCAAUUUAAAGUUGUAGUUGUAGUUCCUAAUCAGUUAGUCAAAAGACGUAAGGUGAAUCUGUUUUGGGAACAAUGCUGCUGCGAGUAGCCGUGAUAUUGAUGUGGUUUCGGGAGCUUUUGCCGGGUUUGCUUUCCGUUCCGGUUGUGCCGUCUUCGUCGUCGUCGUCGUCGUCCUCGUCGUUGUCGGGGAUGAACUUUGAAAACUACUCACAUGCACCGGGAUUUGCGGUGAAAAGCAGAAUCCUGAGAAGUAUAGAUAAAUCAGUGCUGCUGGUAAACGAAACCAAGGUUUUGAACAGAAAUUCCAUCAAUACGGCUUUUGAGCGGACGAGACCGGCAUCCGGUGGGUCCAGGAGGAUGCGCGAGGUGUCGAUACUGGGAUUGUUCGAACUGAGCACCCGCCAUGGAGUGCGGAAGGAAGGCUACAGUGAACUGGCGGCCGCACAGCUGGCCGUACAACACAUCAAUCGAAGGGGGUUGCUGCUGGGAUACACUUUGAAAUUGUUGACCAAUGAUACCAAGUGCGAUCCCGGUGUUGGCAUUGAUCGAUUCUUUCACGCAUUAUACACGUAUCAAGAAAAGCGCAUUAUUAUGGUGCUGGGUUCGGCGUGCUCCGAAGUCACAGAGAGUUUAGCAAAAAUAGUACCGUAUUGGAAUAUUGUGCAGGUAUCGUUCGGUUCCACAUCUCCUGCGCUCAGUGAUCGUAGUGAGUUCCCACUGUUCUAUCGAACAGUCGCACCCGAUUCGUCACACAACCUGGCACGGAUAGCCUUUAUUAAGUAUUUUGGCUGGGACACGGUCGCUACUUUUUCCGAGAACGAGGAGGGACAUUCGUUGGCCAUCAAUGAUCUGGUGACCGAGCUGGAACGUGCCAAUAUUACGUGCGCCGCGACAAUUUCCUUCGCCGAGACCGAUUUCAAGGAACAACUGAAGUUGCUACGGGACAAGGACAUACGGGUGAUCAUCGGAAGUUUCUCGCACGAAAUUGCAGCGAAGGUUUUCUGCGAGGUCUACCAGUUGGGAAUGUUUGGAGCAGACUACGCAUGGAUUUUACAGGAUACCGAGGUUAUCUCCUACUGGUGGCUGAUGCAGGACGUAUCGUGCCCUCUUUCGAGUAUGCUGAAGGUAGUCCAGAAUGUGGUACUCGUUUCCAGUUACAACGGCAUCGUAGGCACCGGAACGGCUCUCAGUGGUUUGACCAACGAUCUAUUUCUUCGGAAGCUGUUGGAUAUGAACGCCACUGGACCGGUAUCUCGUUUCGCUCCUCAAACCUACGAUGCAGUUUGGGCAAUGGCCUUGGCACUGCGAGGAGCCGAACGAACCUGGACCCAGGUGCCCCGGUCGAAUAGAACCCGACUGGCUCACUACGACUACACUCGGUUCGAUAUCGCCAAGGAACUGCUUCGACAAUUCGACAGCCUACAGUUCAAUGGAAUAUCGGGACCGGUUUCGUUUAACGGUGCCGAUCGGGUGGGAACUACCUCGUUCCAUCAGAUCCAAACUGGCGGACUGCGGCUGGUUGCAUUUUACUAUCCGAAAAAUAACACACUGGAUUUCAGCUGCCGGAAGUGUGGCUCGGUGCAAUGGGAAUCGGGACAGGUUCCCAUUGCAAAGCGCAUUCUCAAAUUAAGGGUAGACUCGAUAGCACCAUUGGCUUUCUACACCGUGGUUAUUCUGUCGACCGUUGGCAUCGCAAUGUCUUUUCUUUUUCUCGGUCUUAAUUUGCGAUUCAGGAAGUUGAGAGCAAUCAAACUUUCAAGCCCAAAAUUAAGCACGAUCACUGUCUGUGGAUGUAUUCUGGUUUACGUGGCAACGAUUUUACUGGGCAUGAACCACGCCACAUUGUCGUGGCCUUCGGUUAGUUUUUCCACGAUCUGUAUGGCAAGAAUCUACUUUCUGUCGGCGGGUUUCUCACUUGCCUUCGGAUCCAUGUUUGCUAAAACCUUCCGAGUUUAUCGACUGUUUACGCUCAGUGCCGGAGGACUGUGCAAGGAUAAGAUUCUACGGGACACCCAGUUGAUUUCGAUGAUCGGAGUCCUGCUGCUGUUGGAUGCUUGUGUGGUUUCGUUUUGGAUGACGGCAGAUCCGAUGGAACGAUAUUUGCAUAAUCUAACGUUGGAGAUCAGUACUACGGAUCGCAGCUUGGUGUUUCUACCACAGGUCGAACUUUGCCGAUCGAGACACUACGAAAGCUGGCUCGGAACGUUGUAUGCUUACAAGGGGCUUCUGUUGAUCGUGGGCGUUUAUAUGGCGUGGCAAACAAGGCACGUAAAAAUUCCCGCUUUGAACGAUUCGCAGUACAUUGGAGUGUCGGUUUACAGUGUUGUGAUCACCAGUGCUACGGUUGUCCUGUUGACGAAUUUACUGUACGAAAGAGUAACUCUGGCAUUCGUGAUUACCUCCGCGUUUAUUCUGGUCUCGACGACGGCCACGCUAUGUCUUUUGUUUCUUCCUAAAGUGAAGGGAAUUUUCGGUAAGGGAGAAGUAUACGAUCCUGUGAUUCACAGUGUUGGCCUAAAACUGGAGUGUAACACGCGUAGAUUCGUUGUGGAUGAUCGACGGGAGCUACAGUUUCGUGUGGAGGUUCAGAAUCGAGUUUAUCGGAAAGAGAUAGAAGUGUUGGACGCCGAAAUCAAGCGCCUGGAGCGACUUCUGGUAGAAGGAUCUUCUUUGGCUUCCUCGGGAUCAUCGGAAACCACCAUCAAACCAUACGAGGGCCAGGAAUCAGCUACUGCAGUUUCGCCAAAGAUUCCUACUGCCUCCAGUGCAUUGCCGAUGCUUUUGCUUUCAGUUCUGCCGCCUGUCAUUCCCAGAGCUAGCUGGCCUACGGAAGAUUUCAUGCCAUCUCCGAUGAAACGGAAUUUUGCGUUCAGUUCUCAACCGCAGAUUGAUUCCGACGAGCAGCAAGAUGAAAACAAAGGUGGAAUUAUCGACCGGAUCCGAUGUUUUCUAGGUUCACGAAUGCACAAAACUACAUCCGUUUCCGUUCUCGGUGGUGCUUCUGCUGCAGUUCGUCGGCCUUCCGUGUUGACCAUAUUUGCCGAAGUGGAUGCGGAAAAUGAGACACCCGUUGCGGUAGAUCAGAACGGUGCCGAAGUUUAUGUGUCUCAAAAUUUACGUUCGGCCGGAUCAGAGCCGAGGGUUAAUUUCCUGUUGGAUGUUUCGAGACGAUCAUCCAUCACCGGACAGAAAACUCCACCGACACUGCGUGAAAGAAUCAAAGGUUCACCGAGAUUUCCGCAUCGGGUUUGUCCGGUUGCGAACAUGACAAAGCUGGGUGAUCGUGCCAAAUUGAGCUUUUUGACGGUGAAAAGUUGUGAUGUGCUGGAACGGAAGAACGACGAUUGGAAGACAAACUGGAAAUCGGCGGAUCAGUUCUCGAAAAGUGUCGGACAGUGUUAGAUUCGGAAGCAACCCGGGCCUCGAGAGGUUUCAAAGCAAGACCAACAAUUUUGACCACAAAACACUAGGAUGUUAACAUUAGAGUCUAUAUCAUACUACUGCGUGCUGUGUUCGGUAGAGCAAUAAAGUCGAACUUCUAGACCUUUUUUGUUGUAAUUUCAUUGUACCGAAUUUUGCUUAGACUGUAGGAAAUAUAAUAUUUUGAUUUUAUUUGAUCGAGAAGCUGUUCAACAGCAAACGGAUAAUGGGUAAGACGAUGCCUUUCACGCAGUCUCCUGGGUUCGAUUCCCAACCCUCGCACAGAGGGUAUGAACCAAGAAACGAAUAGCCACAAGGUUAGAACCAGAACGGGGUUGAUGGGGAA
Malaya genurostris is the source of this 4394-nucleotide messenger RNA. RefSeq names its product gamma-aminobutyric acid type B receptor subunit 2 (gene GABA-B-R3). Bases 701 to 4030 code for a protein of 1109 amino acids. The transcript has 8 exons. Lineage: Eukaryota; Metazoa; Arthropoda; Insecta; Diptera; Culicidae. The record is from RefSeq and is a predicted model, not a curated record. Gene Ontology annotation, biological process: gamma-aminobutyric acid signaling pathway; G protein-coupled receptor signaling pathway. Gene Ontology annotation, cellular component: G protein-coupled receptor heterodimeric complex; membrane. Gene Ontology annotation, molecular function: G protein-coupled GABA receptor activity.